Messenger RNA from Frieseomelitta varia, 5387 nucleotides. It is a transcript of the gene dtr, whose product is annotated as rootletin. The transcript has 11 exons. Lineage: Eukaryota; Metazoa; Arthropoda; Insecta; Hymenoptera; Apidae. Gene Ontology annotation, molecular function: protein binding. The coding region runs from base 99 to 5387 and encodes 1762 amino acids. The record is from RefSeq and is a predicted model, not a curated record.
CGCUUUCGCAAAUUUUUAACAAACUCGAAGAACUUACGUGGGAUUUUUCACUUCUCCAUUGCAGGUAUUCAGGAUUCGUCGAUAGAUUCGUUGUAAAAAUGCAAGAAGAGUGCGACUUUCAAACCACUUUGGAGAAGAAACUCUCGGCUGAGGGCAGACUCGACGUUGCAGCAAGUAGUACCAAUUUGUCAGAAACAGAAAUUAAAAAACUGAUACCAAAAGAUUCGUCGGUGGAUUUCGAAAUCUUGUCCGCCUCGUCAUUCGACGUUCUCGCGAGAACGAGCUUCGAAUCACAGAACGACGACCAAGCGAACAAAUCAACCCUCGAAUCCAUACCGGAAGUCGACAACGAGGACGACUGCAACUGGCUGUCGUACGUCGACUGUAACACGCUCUUCGACGCAACUUGCGAAAAUCUGUCUUACUACAACUCGACGAAAGCCGAGAAAGACAGCGACAGCGACAUGGACGACACAUUGAUCUUCGACGAUGCUGAGGAAGGCGAGCCGAUGACUUUGGACGAGAAUGACAGCUAUUGCAUGAACUCCGAUUUUCAGCGGUCGUUCGAAGAUGCUUGCUCGAGAAAGCUCGACAAUCUCGAUGAAAUGACAAACGACAAUCCCAUUAUAGUCUCUGAUAAAGUUUCGUUGAUCGGGAUAAAUCGCGAUCCAUCUGAAAAUGAUAGAAAUGGGAAUAAUGUCGUCGACUGUGAUCCAGAAGUGAUUCAGACUAAGGAAGAGGAAGGGAAAAUAGCGGAGAAUGAAGAGAGCAUCGAAGGUAAUUCCGUGGAUAUCGAAGAAGUGAGAAACGAGGAGAAAAUGUCGGACAGUUUCGAUUUCUCGAGCGACUCGGGCGACGAACAUGAGAGAAAUCUGGUUUACUCUUCGCCCAAUGUGAAUAUCUCUGCUUAUUUCAAGUUCAGAGACAGUAUGAAGGAACCUGAAUUCGAAGCAACCUUGGAGAAAGGAAGUUUGGUAUUUCCGAAUAAAGAGAUCAACGGAUCGUUGAUUCUGGAGGAAAUUGACGAGGAAUCUAUCGAGAAAGAUAAAAAGACAACGACGAGUGAAAAUGAAACGAAAGAUCCAUGUACAGAGGAACCAAGAACCGAAGGAAACUUUCACAGAAAAAUUUUGACAGAAAAUGCUCGCUCCGAUCAACAAGGGAAAGGAACAAAAUUCGUGGAAUUAAAUUCUCCAGAGGAGUAUUUGGAAAAACUGGCGGAAAUCACGGAGCCAGAUUGUCCAAAGACCGAGGAAGAGGUUGAAGAGAAACUGAAAAGGAUCGCCGAAAGCAAAGCAAAGAUUGAAAAUAGAAAGAACGAGGCUUUGAAGAAUUUGUCGAUGGAAUUUAACGAGUUCGCGAAGCUCAUGGCAGAGACAAAAUCUACUGAACAAUAUAACAGCGACUCCGACGAGAGUCUGGACGAAUCGAAAGAAACAGAUAACAUCGAGUUGCCUUUGACCAAGGAACAAGUUGCUGAAAGCUUUAAAAUUAACAAUGCUCGAAAGGAUACGGAGGAAGAGGAGAAACGUCGUGCAGAAUCGUUGCAACAAUGUUUCCAAGUUAUUGCAAGAAAUGGAGAAGAAUUCGUUCGAGACAAAGUUGAAGGGGAAAAAGAGAGAGAAAAUAAGAAAAGUGAGAUUUGGAAGGAUUUAGGAUUCAACAAGAUUGAGAAACUUUUUAUGGAAACGAAGGAUACUGAAGAUAAUAAAAAUUCGAACGAUGGUAUUGAGAUUCCUUCGAUCGGGCAAGAUAAAAUAGUUGAAGGUUCUCGAUUUGAAAAUAGUCAAAAUGAGGUAUAUGAGGAGAAACGGUGUGUAGAAUUUUUGGAAGAAUGUCUUGAGAAUAUUUCUGAAAAAGUGGAGAUUGAAGUGUCUGUUGAAGACGAAGCUACGUCUAAAAUUGAAAACAAUUUGGGAAAUAUUAUUGAGGAAGGAAUUAAAAAAAUUAAUGUUACGGAUAUUGUUGAAGAAAGAAUUGAAGAAAAUUUUAAGAACGUUAUUGAAGAGAAGAUGAACGGAAAUUUUGAAAGUAUCACUGAAAAAGUUGUCGAACAGAAUGUUGAAAUUGAUAUUAAACAUAUUGAAGGAAGCAUCAAAAAUAUUGCCGAAAAGAAAGUGGAACGAAAUUUAGAAGAUAUUAUCAAAGAAGAAAUUAAAGAAACUAACGUUAAAGAUACUGUUGAAAAAAGGAUUAAAGAAAACUUCAAAAACAGUAUCAAAAUAGAACAGAAUUCUGAAAUAGAAAAAAAAAUUGAACAAAAAUUCAAAAAUAUCGGAGCAAAAGAGCAAAAUUUUGCAAACACGAUCGAAAAAAAAAUUGACCAAGAAUCUAAAGAUAGUAUCGUGGGGAAAAUUGAGCAAAAUUUUGAAAAUAUCACUGCAGACAAAAUCGUAACUAAUGACGCUGUUGAUAAAUCGGAAGAAACGAUCAGUGAUACAAAAUCGGCGUCAGAAACAGUGAUUAAAGGAAUCGUGCAGGACAUUAUGGAAGACACGGAGGACUCGAUUUUUUGGCAAUACUACAAACAACAAGAGAGAACGUACAUUAAAGGAAAAGUUUAUGAUUUUGAUCCUAAGAAACACGGUGUCAGGAUGACUGAAGAGUUCUUGAAGAAGCACUGCAAGCAAAAUAAGCUUUACCAAACUCCCCAUCUCAACGACGUGCUCUAUCUUCAUUAUAAAGGUUUCUCUUUCAUCGAGAACUUAGAGAAGUACACAGGUCUGAGGUGUCUAUGGCUGGAGAACAACGGUAUCCGAGAGAUCGCGAACCUGGAGAAUCAGAGCGAGUUGAAGUGUCUCUAUAUUCACAACAAUUUGAUCAGCAAAAUCGAGAAUCUCGAGUGGCUGACCAAACUGGACACGUUGAACCUCUCGUACAACACUAUACGGAGGAUCGAGAAUCUCGAUAGCCUCAAGUUCCUGAAUACUCUAAACCUGUCGCACAACUACUUACAAGAUACCGGUGACAUUGAGCAUCUCCGACUGCUGGACAGCCUCUCGGUACUGGAUAUUUCUCACAACAGGAUAGACACCGACGAAGUCGUUAAUAUCCUAGGUGAUAUGAAGGAACUACGUGUGGUAUCUUUGAUGGGCAACCUGAUUUUAAAGAAGAUCAGACUGUAUCGUAAAACUAUGAUCCUCAAGUGUAAAAACCUCAAGUAUCUAGAUGACAGACCAGUAUUCCCAAAAGAUCGUGCCUGUGCAGAAGCUUGGAUGCAAGGAGGACCCGAAGAAGAAGCAGCUGAGAGGAAACGCUGGAUCGAGGCGGAGCAGAAGAAAAUCAAUGAUAGCGUGCAAGCCCUGAUAAACAAAAGGAAGCUGUACAAACCGGUCGGGACGUCCGAAAAGGAGGCUGAGGAUAAGAAGAAGACGAAGGAGGUGGACGAAGAAGUAGCCACAACGACCACGCUUGUCUGCACGAGCAACGAACUGCUCAACCUGGAGAGGAAGAAAAAGUCGGGCGGAUCCUCAUCCUCCGGCAGCUCCUCCGCGUCCUCGUCAUCGGACGAAGAAGUGGUGGAGAACGCCGGGAAGGAGGAUGAUGGAACGGGGCAAAAAGCAAUGGAGAAAAGUGACGGAAGGAGGCCAAUGGCGGAGGAUGAAAGAAAAGCCCUCGGCAAUCUUGGCGAGGAGAUUUUGUUACCCUGGAAAACAGAGGUCACGACACAUACGAAGCCCAAACAAUUGAUAGAAGAGAUGGAAGAGACGAAGGAAUACGUGGCAGGUGACGCAGAACGGAAAACGUUCGGGACGAAAAUUUUGGACGAUCAACGAGGUAGCGAUGAUCCACCAGGUGGUUGUUCCGUUGGAAGAGAACUGGCCCAUUACGAGAAACUUGUCCUGGAGACGACCAACGAGACCGAAAUUACUCCACCGUGCUCUGAAGAUAAAUUGUUCAAGAAUUCGUCAGUUUCUUGCAACAUUACGGAUUCUGCGAAUAAGAACAGAAACAAGAAGGGAAAGAGUAUCGUGAGGAACACAAACGAUAAACCUGCCUGUACAGAUAUUCUUGACAAUUAUCGUAGAAAAAACGAACCACAUCCUUUGACCAGUCAAUUGAGUAGCAUCAGAGAGGACAUGAGAGAAUUUUGCGCCGACGUGGACAAAUUUAUGGAAGACAGCAAACUGAUUCCGAGAAAUGGCGACAUGAAAAGAUUCUGGAACGGGAAAGAGAAGACCAACGUUGAAAUCAAAUCUGACGACGAGGGAAAACACGAGGAGUCGUCGGGAAACAAAGGGGAAAGCCUCAAAUGGUGGAACACGAAAGAAAGGAAAUUAAAGGUGAAAGAGAUACUGAGGAAGAGAGAAGAGGAGAGUCAAAAAUCAAAGGAUACUCGGGAAAAUAUCGAGAUCGUUAAGGAAGAUUCUAACGAAAGGAAGGAAACUUCCUCUUCGCAAGGUGUUUACGACUUAUUGAACCUCAAAACGUGCCCUACGAUUUUACUGAGCGAUAUGAAACCUUGCCCUAAAAAUGAAGACGUUUCGCUAUUACGCAAAUCUGCCAAGAAAGAGGUCAACGACGAGGAUCGUUCCUCGCGUUUGUUCGAUUCCUUGUUCGACGAGAUGAACCGUAGGAAUGAUACUAGUGACCAAACUGGGAAACUUUCGAAGUCGAUUAGCACUGAAUUGCUCGAUUUAGAAGAAAGAGAGAAGACUGUCGAAGAUUCAGCGGGUUGCUCGAGUGAUCGAGAGACCGUUAAGAACAAGUCUGUUCGUAUAGAGAUCUUGGAAGCAAAUCCUGUUAGUGUCCUGUUCGAUGACGAUGACGAGGUAUCGGAGAGCGAGUCUGUGAAGACGGUAAUUAAUAAGUAUGAAAUUAACGAGCAAGGAAACGUGGAUACAAAUAUUAGGAAAGAGGAGAGUUUGACUGUCGACGAAGCGCAAAAUGAUACCAAACAUUUGGACACCAGGCCUAACGACGCUGCAACAUCUUCUUGUCUUGAAAGAUGUCAAUCUUCCAAAUCGCACAAAAGACCACUAGACUGCGAAUACUUGGACGUGGCCAGUAAAAAGUCUCAUUUAAUCGAGGAGAUGGAUGCGGAAGGAGACUCGAGCGAUCGAAAAACAACCAGUGCAUUGUCCGAGAAGUGCAGACGACAUUUUAUGAAAGAAGCGAAGAAGUUUACGAAGAAGGAAUCACCCUUGAUCGACAAGUGUAUAGAGAGUUUGAUAACAAAUAGAAACUCGGAGGGAAAUUGGAAGGUAAAGUGCAAUCAAGAAGAUUUCUUAAGUUUCACAGCUACGAACGUAAACUCUGAUUUCCUUUCUGGGAAAACUAAGGACAAUUCGAGUGAACAGUCUCACGCAAGAUCGAAGAAGAUUUCUGAAAAUCAAGAGAUCAUGAAGGAAUCGGAAUUGUUUAGUCGUCGGCAGUCAGGCAAGUGA